This is a messenger RNA of Hippoglossus stenolepis (Pacific halibut), 2646 nucleotides long. RefSeq names its product apoptosis inducing factor mitochondria associated 4 (gene aifm4). Gene Ontology annotation, molecular function: 2 iron, 2 sulfur cluster binding; oxidoreductase activity, acting on NAD(P)H; flavin adenine dinucleotide binding. The transcript is spliced from 19 exons. Gene Ontology annotation, cellular component: cytoplasm. The record is from RefSeq and is a predicted model, not a curated record. Lineage: Eukaryota; Metazoa; Chordata; Actinopteri; Pleuronectiformes; Pleuronectidae. The coding region runs from base 136 to 1740 and encodes 534 amino acids.
GGAGGUGGACCUCGAGUAGUCAGUGCGCGUGCCCGACCAACCCACGGUGUGUGCGUGCAGGGGAGACGAUCAGUGUAUCAGCAGAGCAGCAUCGUUUCCUCUGAUCACUGUCAGGUGAAGGAAAACAGUUUCAGGAUGAGUCAGUGUCAAGAACUAGGGGACGAGCAGGUGACUGGACUGGUUUGUCAGGAGGACGACCUGAACGAUGGACAGAUGAGGGAAGUAACUGUGGGGGAGCAAAAAGUGCUGCUGGUCCGUACCCACGGUCAGUACAGUGCUGUUGGGAGCCGGUGCUCUCAUUACAACGCUCCUCUUAUCAAAGGAACAUUGGUUGGUGACAGAGUCAGAUGUCCCUUUCAUGGGGCUUGUUUUAACGUCCGAACCGGAGACAUUGAAGAGUAUCCAGGUUUAGACUGUCUUCCCAGCUAUAAGGUCAAAGUUGAAGAUGGCAAGGUGUACGUUUCCAUCGACAAAAAAUCUCUUAAUCUGACCAGGCGAGUGAAGGACAUGUGCAGCAUGGUACCAGACAUCAAACAUACUGUCCUGCUCAUAGGAGGAGGCCCGGCCUCGCUGGUUUGUGCGGAGACGCUGAGACAGAACUGCUACGAGGGUCGUAUCAUCAUGGUCACCAAAGACACACUCCCUCCGUUUGACAAACCCAAACUGAGUAAGGCUAUGAACGUGGACAGCAGCAGCAUCCUCCUCCGGUCAAGUGACUUUUAUCAACAACAUGGAAUAGAGAUGUGGACACAGAAGGAGGUGGUGUCUGUAAACCCCGCGGACAAGGCGGUGAAGUUGGGUGACGGCACUGUGCAGCAUUACGACCAGCUCCUCAUCUCAACAGGCUGCAGAGCGCGGCCGCUCAGCUGUCCUGGUUGGGACCUGCAGGGAGUGAACGUACUGCAGAACCAUGAAGACGCCAAAGAGAUUCACAGCUCCUGCCUUGGGAGAAAGGCUGUGGUCAUCGGAGCCUCCUUCAUAGGUAUGGAGGUGGUGUCCUUCUUAUCAGACAAAGCUGCCAGUGUGGCCAUGGUGGGCACUUCCACUUACCCGUAUGAGCGGUCUCUGGGCCCGGAGAUCGGCAAAAUGACGAUGCAAAUGUUGGAGGAGCAAAACGUGAAGUUUUACAUGAAUGACACAGUCACUGAGAUUAAAGGGGAGAAUGGCAAGGUGAAGGAGGUGGUGCUAAAGAGUGGUACAGUCCUGGAAGCUGAUGUGGUGAUUGCUGGAAUCGGUGUGAUCCCUAACUCAGAUUUUCUGGAAGGAAGCGGGGUGGAGGUGGAUUCAAGGAAAGCUGUGAUUGUUGACAAGUUCAUGAGGACCAAUAUAACUGAUAUUUUCAGUGCUGGAGAUGUUACCUGCUUCCCUCUGGCCAUUCGUGGCGACCAAAGAGUCAACAUCGCUCACUGGCAAAUGUCACACGCUCACGGAAGAGUGGCUGCUCUGAACAUGCUGAAGAAACCAACCGAAAUUAAGUCGGUUCCUUUCUUCUGGACUGUGUUGCUUGGGAAGAGCAUUAGAUACACAGGCUACGGGGAAGGAUACACAGAAAUUAUAUUUAAAGGCAAAGUGGAAGAGAGGAAAUUCCUGGCAUUUUACAUCAAGGAUGAGGUGGUGGUUGCUGCGGCCAGCCUGAUGUUCGAUCCUGCUGUGGCUCGUCUCGCAGAGCUGAUGGCCACUGGGCAGGUUUUUAAAAAGACACAGGCUCAAUCCGAUGACGUGAGCUGGCUGCAGAUGUGACCAGAGUGCCGCUGUGUUCAGGAGUAAUGCCACUCACGGACGAUAUCACUCCUCUCCCCCUCUGUCCAUUCACUGCAUCUGGCCUCCUGCCAGCCAAUCAGACCUCUUCUCUUACUCAGAAAACCUGUUACCAUAGUUUCCACACACAGCUUUACUGAAUUUCCACUUUGGGCAUCAAGUGAAUAAUCUGAUCUCAGUAUAAUGAAUAUUGCCUGGAUACGUCUAAAUUAGUUUCACCAGUCAAAGUAAAGUGUGUAAACCAUUACACAUUAAUGAAUUGUGUUGGCCAUAUACAUCAGUAUAUCCAAAUAUAUUGGUAAGCUUUACAUUUUAAGAUCCCUGCAAAAAUAGUACAAUGUGAUUUAUCCACUUUGAAGAGUUUAUAAAGUUAGAAUUUGGGUUUAAGUUAUUUGAAAUCUAAAAUACAGAAAUAUGUUGAUAAUUAACAGUUCAUUCACUUUGACUUUUCUCUUCGAGGUUUUUGUUUCAUAUGUACUGUAAUGCCUUUAUCCAAUAUACCGCAAAUGUUUACAGCAGAGAUGUAGCUUGUUCUGUCUUUAUCUUGAAUUGUAGAACCCGAAUUCUUGAAAGUGAAUUAAGAAAGUACUUUGUAGUAUCUUAAAAGGUCUUUUAGUUACUCAGGAAAUACGUGUUUAAAUACAAGUAUUGCUCAGGUAUUGAAUUAAUGUGAAGAGUUUGAACACCACUGGUUAUCCAUAUUAUCAGCCUUCAUUACAUUAAGACUGUGUUCCCUGAGCAUGAGAAGUGAGGAGUGUUGGUUCUACAACAACUGUGGGUUCACUAUGGUAAUGUUUACUUGUCCUUUUCCCCUUCACUUUGUGUUACACACACACUUUAAUAAAUCAUUGAGCGACCACAACAGAGAAAAGAUUUUGGAGACACAAA